GACUGGCAACACUGACCCGCUAGAAGCAUAACGCCCGUAGUAACGCCAAUCAAAGCUCGCGCAAGAAACCGUUUUUGUUGUCGCGUGUGAAUUCUACGCAAACUUGAAACUUCCACACUUCCGUCAGAAAAUAAUAAAUAAUAAAUAAUAAUAAAAAUGCAGCAUCCAGCGGUGCAUUAUUCCGGUGCAUAUACCACGCAUCACCAAUAUCAAAACGGGAUUUCCAAGGCCCCGGCAGCUUGCGAUCCCAACUUGCAGUUUUUCAAGCAAACAUUCCAGCAGCCGCUGCAGUUUGGGUUGCCAGGUUACGGCCAUCCCCAGCAACCCCCGGGUGCCGUCGUGGGAACUCACUCCUCGGCCAGUACAAAACCGUGGCCUUCCGAUGAAAAUUUCGACACUUCGUCGGGCAGUUCCGUUGAAAGUGUGUCCCAUCCGGUGGCAUCACCCAUUUCUGAAAUGUUUCCCAUUCAGGAUUUCCAACAGUUGACCGAGCUGGAGAAUCGUAUUGCAUCGGUGCAACAGUAUGAAUCCUUGCUAUCACAACUUCAAGCAAUUUCGUUCCGUUGUAACGGUUUGAUGAACGAAAUGUGGCGAAGCUUCAUUUCGGAUUCGGUUCUGGGACGGAUUGGUUUUGCUCGCACCAAAAACGGGAAGUACAGCUGUGCGAUGCGGAGCGAUCUGCAGCGCAUUAUGAUGGCCAUCAAAGCUUCAUGGUUUCCAACUCUGGAUCAGGGUGCAUUCGAGAUCCAAAUGGCACAUUUGCUCAAAAACGCUCACAGCCGUUGCAAGACUAAAGUUAACGACUCUGGUGAAUCGCCGCCAGUGAACAGUCCUGCUUCGUCUAAGGACCUGGAAGCUUCUUUGAACGUUGAAUGUCCAUCCGUAACCGCUUAUCAACCGAAUGUGCCGGCAUCGCAACCUCCACCGGUUCUGUCAGCUCCUCCCCAGCCGGAAGUGCACAUGUUUCUUCAGAAUCAGUGGUAUCGCUAUGCCGUCUACUACAGGGAUCGAUAUCAGGUGGCCAGGAAGGCCAACCAGAAGAUGAAGGCGGACUAUGUCGAGCAGGAGAAGGACUAUAGGAAACGGAUUUCUGCUUGUCUCAAGCGAGUCCGAUCCAUGCAACGGUGCAUGGAUGCACUGGAGAAGCGGCUGCAGUGAUCAUCCGAUUAUGGGGGUUAUUGAGUUACGAUAUCAAUGAGGCAUGUAAGCCAUACAAACAUAUCGACAAUUUUGUUGAUUGGAUUUUAAUACUUUUAAUUUUUUGUUACGUCACCAACUGAUAUUGGAUACUGUCGUAUUUGUGAAGUGUAGAUGAUAGAAUUUCAGCAAACUUAGAUAUUUGGUAAUACAAGUGAUCUUCGAUAUCAUGUA
This is a messenger RNA of Aedes aegypti (yellow fever mosquito), 1371 nucleotides long. RefSeq lists its product as uncharacterized. Bases 157 to 1158 code for a protein of 333 amino acids. The transcript has 5 exons. NCBI's taxonomy places the organism in Eukaryota, Metazoa, Arthropoda, Insecta, Diptera, Culicidae. The record is from RefSeq and is a predicted model, not a curated record.